Messenger RNA from Beta vulgaris subsp. vulgaris (sugar beet), 844 nucleotides. RefSeq lists its product as hypothetical. Bases 97 to 573 code for a protein of 158 amino acids. The transcript has a single exon. Lineage: Eukaryota; Viridiplantae; Streptophyta; Magnoliopsida; Caryophyllales; Amaranthaceae. The record is from RefSeq and is a predicted model, not a curated record.
AUUCCACACUACUAGAAAUACCCCUUCUUCCCUAGUAUCAUUCUUCACAUCCCUCAAACACCAACACAAAACUAAACAAGAAAAAGCAGCAAAAAAAUGGCAAGUAGCAACAGCAGCAGCCUACAGGUGAAAGACGUGCGAGAAGGGGCUGAGAUAGUGUAUGGUGCAGAAGAGUGCCAAAAGAGCUCAUUUGCGCUGCUAGAAGAAUUGGGAUUUCCCAAAGGUGUGAUGCCAUUGAAGGAUCUUGUUGAGUGUGGAAGAGUACGCGAAACUGGGUUUGUAUGGAUGAAACAAAAAGCUCCAUCAGAACAUACAUUUGAAUCCAUUAAAACUGAGGUGAGCUAUGCUACUGAAGUUACUUGUUAUGUUGAGAAAGGAAAGAUGAAGAAGAUGACUGGUGUAAAAAGUAAACAGCUACUUUUAUGGGUUGCUAUUACUGAGAUGAGUGUUGAUGAACCUUGUUCUGGUAAGAUUCACUUUAAGAGUGUUGUUGGUAUUGGUAAAUCUUUCCCUAUUACUGCUUAUAUGACUGAGGAAGAGAAGGCCAAAUAUUUGGAGAAUAAGAAACCUUGAUUAUCAGAAGGUUGCUUUCUUUUGAAACAAUAUGAUGCAUUGCACUUGGUUAUAAUUUUCUACAAGAAUAAUUAAGAUGGUAUUCUAUAUUUUACUAUGUUUAUAUUUGUAACUUGCCCUAGACAUCGCGAAAAUUUGCAUAUUGUAUGGAACAUUUUCUGAUCGUUGUCGAUUGGCCAGUAUUUUUUAAUUCUAUGUAUAAUCAAUUUCCAUGUAUUUGUUCUUUGCUUCUUGGAAAUUAUAUAUAGAUUGAUGAAGCUUUUAAGGAGUA